AUGUGUGAGUUUGUGAAAGGACUAGAGUUCAAGUAUGUGGUUGUACGGGUAUUUGAUGACGAGAGGAAGAAGACUACAAUGGUAAAGCUUGAUGGUUGUGAAACUUAUGUUGGUUUUGUUAUUGGUGAAUCUUCUAAUCUGGAUGGAGAAUCACGAAUGUAG
Molecule: messenger RNA, 162 nt
Organism: Dovyalis caffra
Lineage: Eukaryota; Viridiplantae; Streptophyta; Magnoliopsida; Malpighiales; Salicaceae
Source: the annotation of a GenBank genome assembly